AUGCCGAAGAAUCCAUUAAAGAAAGAAUAUUGGGCAGACGUGGUUGACGGAUUCAAGCCAGCUCCUUCGCCAGGCUUCGAAAAUGAAAAAGAUUGUAGUGCCUUCGGCACAGAACAAAAGUCUCAAACUGAUUCUACAUUCCCACUGAGUACCAAAGGAUCACCUGGUAUGAAACAAACGACAAAUGAUAUUACCUCUUCAGAACGUUCACGUGAUAAUGACGACGUGGAACAAGUAGAUAUCAACAACACUAAUUUGAAUAAAGACCUAUCCGUGAGACAUCUGUUGACCCUAGCCGUUGGUGGUGCCAUAGGUACCGGUUUAUAUGUGAAUACAGGUACCGCUUUAUCCACAGGUGGUCCCGCCAGUUUAGUUAUUGAUUGGGUUAUUAUCGGUACUUGUCUUUUCACUGUGAUUAACUCUCUUGGUGAACUUUCUGCUGCGUUUCCCGUUGUUGGUGGGUUUAACGUUUAUGGUAUGCGUUUUGUUGAACCUUCUUUUGCAUUUGCAGUGAACUUAAACUACCUAGCUCAAUGGUUGGUUCUUUUACCAUUGGAAUUGGUGGCUGCGUCUAUUACUAUUAAAUACUGGAAUGAUAAAAUUAACUCAGAUGCUUGGGUUGCUAUUUUUUACGCCACCAUUGCCUUGGCCAAUAUGCUAGAUGUUAAAUCAUUUGGUGAGACUGAAUUUGUACUAUCCAUGAUCAAAAUCCUUUCUAUCAUUGGGUUCAGUAUAUUAGGUAUUGUUUUAUCCUGUGGUGGUGGACCUCAUGGCGGCUAUAUUGGUGGUAAAUAUUGGCGUAACCCAGGUGCCUUUGUAGGGCACAACUCCGGGACUAAGUUCAAGGGUUUAUGUUCAGUUUUUGUGACUGCUGCAUUCUCCUAUUCUGGUAUUGAAAUGACUGCCGUCUCUGCUGCCGAAAGUAAAAAUCCUAGAGAGACUAUUCCCAAGGCAGCAAAGAGAACCUUUUGGUUAAUCACUGCCUCAUACGUCACUAUUUUGACUUUGAUUGGCUGCUUAGUUCCAUCAAAUGAUCCUAGAUUACUAAAUGGUUCCAGUUCGGUGGAUGCUGCUUCAUCUCCUUUGGUCAUUGCUAUUGAAAAUGGCAGGAUUAAAGGUUUGCCAUCACUGAUGAACGCUAUCAUUUUAAUCGCGGUUGUUUCCGUAGCUAAUAGCGCUGUUUAUGCAUGUUCUAGGUGUAUGGUGGCCAUGGCUCAUAUUGGUAACUUACCAAAAUUCUUGAACCGUGUCGACAAAAGAGGUAGACCAAUGAACGCUAUCUUAUUAACCUUGUUUUUCGGGUUGCUUUCAUUUGUGGCUGCAAGUAAUAAAGAAGCUGAGGUCUUUACAUGGUUGAGUGCUUUAUCUGGGCUGUCCACAAUCUUCUGUUGGAUGGCCAUCAAUCUCUCCCACAUUAGAUUUCGUAAAGCUAUGAAAGUUCAAGAAAGAUCUUUAGACGAAUUGCCAUUCAUUUCUCAAACCGGCGUUUUGGGUUCCUGGUAUGGUUUCGUCGUUCUAUUCCUAGUCUUGAUAGCAUCCUUUUGGACCUCUUUAUUUCCAAUUGGCAGUUCAGGUGCUAGCGCAGAAUCAUUCUUUGAAGGCUACUUAUCUUUUCCUAUUCUGAUUGUGUGCUACUUUGGUCAUAAAAUAUAUACCAGAAAUUGGACAUUGAUGGUAAAGAUAGAGGACAUCGAUCUCGACACUGGCAGAAAACAAGUAGAUUUGACUCUUCGCAGAGAGGAAAUGAAGAUUGAACGAGAAAACUUGGCAAAAAAAUCUUUUAUAACAAGAUUUUUGCAUUUUUGGUGUUGA
Saccharomyces kudriavzevii IFO 1802 is the source of this 1812-nucleotide messenger RNA. RefSeq names its product histidine permease (gene HIP1). Gene Ontology annotation, cellular component: membrane. Gene Ontology annotation, molecular function: amino acid transmembrane transporter activity. Gene Ontology annotation, biological process: amino acid transmembrane transport. The coding region runs from base 1 to 1812 and encodes 603 amino acids. NCBI's taxonomy places the organism in Eukaryota, Fungi, Ascomycota, Saccharomycetes, Saccharomycetales, Saccharomycetaceae. The record is from RefSeq and is a predicted model, not a curated record. The transcript has a single exon.